UUUCGCUCAUAUUUAGCUGAACACAAACUUCUUCCACAUAUAAAAACUCAGAAACGCUGUCACGCAACUGACCGAAGCAUCGGCUACCACACAUCCACGCUCGCUGCGUGUGUGUGCGACGUGUGUGUAGCGAACAACAAUCAGUCCACGUGUGUGAUCGUUAUAAUGGCUGUGGACGGAACAGAUGAGAAUAAAUUGGAACGAGGUGUUUACACAAAAGAUGCAUCCCGUCCUCGAAAGACCCUCGGUGGAUCUCUGUCCGAUCUCAGUGGGUCUCAGAAGUGUGGAGCCUGGGCCUCACACUUUCAGCGGCUCUUUGUGUCGUUCAUCGGAGCAGACUGGAUCUUCCUCAUGAUCCUGGGGUUCAUCAUGGCAGUGAUCAGCUUUGUCAUGGAUGUCUUCGUCGACAACUUCACAGAAGCACACAGGUGGAUCUACAAUCUUGCAGACAGUCAUGUUUUACUGCAGUAUUUGGCGUGGGUCGCAUAUUCUUUGUUUCUGAUAUGUUUUGCGGCAGGCUUCGCAAACAUAGUAUCAAUUCAGGCCGCCGGGUCUGGAAUUCCUGAAAUGAAGACGUGUCUGAGAGGAGUGAUGCUGCCCGAAUAUCUCACGUUCAACACAUUAGUGUCCAAAGUCAUCAGUCUGACCUGUGUGCUCGGAAGUGAAUUACCUGUGGGGAAAGAGGGUCCGUUUGUGCACAUCGGCAGCAUAUGUGCCUCUGUCCUCUGCAAAUUCAUGUCUCUCUUCAGUAGCAUUUAUAAGAAUGAGGCCAGAAACAAGGAGAUGCUGACGGUGGGAUGUGCUGUGGGAAUCGGCUGCUGCUUCGCUUCUCCUAUCGGAGGUGCGUUAUUCAGCUUAGAGAUCACAUCUAUGUUUUUCGUCGCACGAAACUACUGGCGUGGGUUUCUGUCUGCUACGUUCGGUGCCUUCAUCUUCAGACUUCUGCCGGUGUGGAACAAACAGGAAGAUACUCUUAUGGCUCUUUAUGCAACGAAAUACAGGUUGGAGUUUCCUUUUGACCUGAAGGAGAUUCCUGUCUUCGCUGUGAUGGGGAUUGUAUGUGGCUUUGGCGGUGCCCUCUUUGUGUAUUUGUAUGGAAAGAUUACUCUGUUUGUGAAGAAGCAGAAAGCCACCAACAGCUUCCUCAUGAAGAACUGUUUCUUGUAUUCUGCUUUGGUUUCUGUGCUGAUUUCAACGCUCACUUUUCCUCUGGGCUUUGGGCAGUUCAUGGCUGGACAGCUUACACAAAGGGAAUCCUUGAUUUCCUUUUUUGAUCAUCGCACCUGGUCAAAUCAUGGCAUCGUAGCAGACUUUGAUCAUGACGAUCACUUAGCCGCCUGGAAACAUCCGCAGGCUAACGUCUUCAUCAUUCUCUCCAUCUUCGUCAUCAUGAAGUUCUGGAUGUCUGCUAUUUCUAUAACCCUUCCUAUACCAUGUGGUUCCUUCGUUCCCAUUUUUGUCAUUGGUGCUGCGUUUGGACGUUUGGUGGGUGAAGGUUUGGCCACAUUGUUUCCAAAUGGCUUUAACAUGGAUGGACACAUAUACCCUAUAAUGCCCGGAGUGUAUGCUGUCGUAGGAGCGGCAGCGUUAACGGCUGGAGUCACUCACACGCUCUCAACCGGUGUGAUCAUGAUGGAGUUGACGGGUCAGAUCAAUUACGCUCUGCCCAUCCUCAUCUCUGUGAUUCUUGCCAACAUGAUCUCGCAGACUCUUCAGCCGUCCAUCUACGACAAAGUUAUCCGCAUAAAAAAACUGCCUUACCUGCCCAUGCUCAGCUGGGGCCACCGCAAUAAGCAUAAUAUUCAUGUGGGGGACUUUAUGAAAAGAGAAGUUUGUUAUAUCACGCUGAACUCCAACUACCGAGACAUAUUCAAAAUCCUACGCUCAGGAAAUCUGAAAACACUGCCAUUGGUGAAGUCCGCAGAGUCGAUGCUCUUGCUGGGUUCAGUUGAGCGUGCUCAGUUACUUGCACUCUUAAAGCAGCGAUCACGGAACCUGCGAGAGGAAAAUGCGUCCACAAUCCCUUUCAGCUACAAUGUUCACUUCCAGACGUCCACAGAAGAGUCUGCAUCCACUUUCACUGAUCCGGCGUCCACUGAACCUCUGAAGAAGCCGUCUGUCGAUGAGAAAGAUAUUACAAGUCUUUAUGAUUCUGGCCUGAGCUUGAAGAAGUUCUUCUGUUCUCGUCCUGACAUUAAGGCAAUGGAGGACGACCCAGACACAGAGGAUGAUGAAACGAUACUUCAAGAGGUCGAGGAGUGGGAGGAGCAACAGCUUGACGAGCAGGUGAACUUCAACAACUGCAAGAUUGACCCCGCCCCCUUCCAGCUGUUGGAGCGCACUUCACUGCACAAGACUCACACCAUGUUUUCUGUGUUGAACCUGGAUUACGCUUACGUCACCAGCAUCGGACGACUUGUCGGAGUCGUUUCGCUGAAAGAGUUGUGUAAAGCUAUCGAGGGAUCCCUGCCGGCGGACGGCGUGAGGUUGCGUCCCAUUCUGGCCAAUUUCAGAGACCGAGGCGUUCGAGGAUUCAGGACCGAGACCACCGAAAUCCACAAAGUACUGGAGCGUCAGAUCAGCUAAAACACCAGACGCCCAACGCAGUUUAAUAGAGUCUUUUCCUGCACGGAUUCCAUUUCCAGUUUUAAAAACAAUAUGUAAAUGAAGUUUCUAGUGCAAACCGGUUCUGUUAGGGUUAAUGUGUGUGUAGUAUUUACACAUAGCUGUGUGUAGAAGCAAUAGAAGUCAAUGGAAAUAUGUGUGUGUUUGUUACAGAAAUGGCCGAAAAAGUAAUUUAUUUAUUAUUAUUUUUAGAUAUUCAGAUUGAUCUUUGAAUGCAAUGGCCAUUAAGCGCAGCUCUAAAUCACCUGUUGGUUAAAAUGUUUGUAAUUUUAGUUACCAUUUGAAAUCAGUCUGAUUUUCAGAUUGUUUCAUAAUAAUUUUUGAUGUUUUCAACGAAAAAUAACAAAAAUAUAUUUUCUGACUAAUGCAUUUUUUUUAAACUGUAGUUUUGUAGCAAUAUGCAUUUAAUUGCAACAUGACAGAAAUUAUAAAUAAAGAAAAACAGACAGAGAAAAUUAAAUCGAGUUUAAUAAUAACAACAAUUUCUGGGGGGAAAUGUGCACUUUUUAUUAGUCUCUUGAUCAUCAAUCAAGAAAAUGUAAAUGUUGUUAAAUAAAUAAAAGGUAUAAUAGUUUUAUUGAUAUUAGUAAAAUAAUAUUGGGGAUAAUGUGCACUUUUU
Messenger RNA from Carassius auratus (goldfish), 3244 nucleotides. Its product is annotated as chloride channel protein 2-like. Gene Ontology annotation, biological process: transmembrane transport; chloride transport. NCBI's taxonomy places the organism in Eukaryota, Metazoa, Chordata, Actinopteri, Cypriniformes, Cyprinidae. Gene Ontology annotation, cellular component: plasma membrane. Gene Ontology annotation, molecular function: voltage-gated chloride channel activity. The record is from RefSeq and is a predicted model, not a curated record. The coding region runs from base 166 to 2586 and encodes 806 amino acids. The transcript has 23 exons.